Messenger RNA from Strongylus vulgaris, 213 nucleotides. The record is from the annotation of a GenBank genome assembly. NCBI's taxonomy places the organism in Eukaryota, Metazoa, Nematoda, Chromadorea, Rhabditida, Strongylidae.
AUGCCAAGUUUGAAAGAGAUUAUCGUUAGUGAUGAACCUGCUCAAAUUCCUGUAAUUGCAUUGCAAGGUGAUUCUCUUGAGCUCACCAUCGACGAACUUGAAACAAUGAAAUAUCUCAGCUCUGACUCAGUCUAUAUAGAAGGUUUACGCUUUGAACAUGACGACAAGCGCAAAAUUGACGAAAGUACGGGUAACUGUAUCCUAACGUUAUGA